AUGACUUCGAACUCGCUCUCUCACUGUUGUACCACCGGUUCCCUUCAUGAAGGUGAAGCCAAGGGCGAAAUCAAAAACAUCGGCGAUAUCUCAACAUACUUUGCAUACCCCCCGGGCAAAUCCACCGAAAACGCUAUCCUCAUCUUGACCGACGUGAUUGGGCAUAAAUUCAUCAAUGCCCAACUUAUUGCAGACCAAUUCGCUGCCAAGGGCUACUUUGUCGUCAUGCCGGAUCUAUUCAACGGUGACUCCGUCCCGCUGAACAGACCAGAGGGCUUCAACGUCAUGGAUUGGGUGCAAAACCAUUUGCCCCCGCAGACAGAUCCUAUUAUCGAUAAUGUACUCAAAGAGAUGCGUGAAAGCCUUGGUUGCAAGCGUAUCGGUGGUGUAGGCUACUGCUUUGGUGGGAAGUAUGUCUGUCGGUAUCUCAAGCCGGGUAAGCUGGAUGUUGGGUUCACGGCGCAUCCGACGAUGGUUGAACCGGAUGAAUUGAGGGGUAUUGAAGGGCCACUCAGUAUCGCAGCUGCUGUGCGAGACAUCAUCUUCACGACUACUAAACGACACGAAAGUGAGGAGAUUUUGGACAGCCUGGAUGUUGCUUAUCAGAUCAAUACGUUCUCAGAUGUGGAGCAUGGGUUUUCGGUUCGCUGUGAUUUGUCGAAGCCUCGACAGAAGUUUGCUAAAGAGCAGGCUUUCAGCCAGGCUGUGGCAUGGUUUGACCAAUACCUCAAGGAAUGA
Messenger RNA from Penicillium cataractarum, 738 nucleotides. RefSeq lists its product as uncharacterized. The coding region runs from base 1 to 738 and encodes 245 amino acids. Gene Ontology annotation, molecular function: hydrolase activity. The transcript has 3 exons. Lineage: Eukaryota; Fungi; Ascomycota; Eurotiomycetes; Eurotiales; Aspergillaceae. The record is from RefSeq and is a predicted model, not a curated record.